Messenger RNA from Lachancea lanzarotensis, 456 nucleotides. RefSeq names its product LALA0S04e01530g1_1 (gene TOM22). Gene Ontology annotation, biological process: intracellular protein transport. The transcript has a single exon. Lineage: Eukaryota; Fungi; Ascomycota; Saccharomycetes; Saccharomycetales; Saccharomycetaceae. The record is from RefSeq and is a predicted model, not a curated record. Gene Ontology annotation, cellular component: mitochondrial outer membrane. Bases 1 to 456 code for a protein of 151 amino acids.
AUGGUCGAAUUGACAGAAGUUAGGGAAGACAACAACACCAAGGUUUUCGAAAAAGAAGAAGAGGCCCCAGCUGGAUUUCCAAGCAACAGCGAUGGCGUUGCUGAACAGGAAUCGUCAGACGAGUACUCGAGUGACGAAGAAUACGACGAAGAAGAGACAUUUUUGGAAAGAAUCAGCGCUCUGAAAGAUAUCAUUUCUCCCAAGCAUAGACAGACGGUUUCUAAAAUCUUUAAUACUUCCGUUGCGGUGGUCAAGAGCGCAUUUUCCAAAAGUGGUAACCUUGCUUGGGCUGUCACUACAUCCGCCCUUCUCCUAGGAGUUCCCCUCUCGCUUUCGAUCCUUGGGGAGCAGCAACUGAUCGAAAUGGAAAAGAGUUUCGACCUACAGAAGGACGCCAACGAUAUCUUGGUACAAGGAGAUGCUCCUGCCGCAGGUGCUGUUGCAGCAACACCAUAA